GGGUGCGGCCGUGUUGCGCUUUCCUCCCGCAGCUUGCGUCCGCGGGCCUGUUUCUGUUGGAAUCCGCGAGAAACCCGGCGGAUGCAGGGAUUUGGGAUGGAUCGCCGAUGCCCAGCUCGCAGCCUGAUGCAAUGAAUGCAGCGCAGGUCGCGUGCAGCUGGGACAGCAAAUAUUUGUAAAAGCACAUACAGUAACAGGCCCAGGUUAAGAUGCUACAAGGCUCUAAUGUCCUGGGGCACGAGAGGCCCCUUGUCUUCAGGAUAUCCUUCACCACGUUCGUACUGGGAACCGUGUGCCUGCCGCUGCUCGGACUGAUAACGUGCGUCUUCAUAUCCUCUGUUUUUCAUUUCGAGGACUCCACUGGAACACACUGCCAGGUUCCCAACUACCUGCCCUCCAUCAGUGCCUCAAUAAGCCUGAGUCCCGAGUGCCACAUAUGGCGCUUUUGCAUCGGGCUGCACUCGGCACCAAGGCUCCUGGUGGCGCUCACCUACUUCAAGUUUUACAAAGCACGAUUUGCCUCAAAGUAUCCCGAGAGUUCGCUCAACUGCCUGAACCUGGCCUUUUCUAUUUCUGAGAACCUGGGCCUCCUGCUCCUCACCUAUGUCUCAUCUAGUGAGACGUACUUUGUGCAUAAGGAGGGUUUUGUCCUGUUUAUUGUGAGUUCCAUCAUCUACAUGCUGAUAACCUGCCGUCUGUGGAACGCCAUUACAAAGUAUUCAUUAAGCCCUGAGGACGCCAAGUCCCACCACUGGAAGGUCCGCUUUUUACUCCUUAAUGUGUCCUUCUGUGUUUUUGCUGGAUUUUUUUAUUGGAAACAUAAUAUGUACUGUGAAUCAGGGAGUUACACGUUAUUUGCCCUGUUUGAGUAUCUGGUGGUUUUCUCCAACAUGGCCUUUCAUCUCACAGCCGUGUGGGACUUCAGGAACCGGGAGGUCAUGGUGGUUUCCUCCUCGGAAGAUAAAGACUUCUGACUAGAAACCGAGGAUGUUAAAAUUUCAAGCAGCCAGUCACCGCAUGAGAGCGGCGUUGAUGCCGCUCAGGAUGAAGACUGGGAUGAAAUUUUUCACAUAUUUUCAUGAUUGUCACUCCGGCAGUAUGAAAACAGACGUGCGUUGCUGUGGAACCUAUUCAACUAGUUGUACAGUAUACAGUAUGUUGUUGCUUAAUUCUGGAUGCCUUCACUUAGACACAUAAUGCACACGAUGCAACAUUUUAACUUUUUGUACAAUGCACAAGAUGUUUGUGGCCAUGCUGUAUUUGUUGCCAAAGUAAAGUGACAGCUUUUAAACUGA
Molecule: messenger RNA, 1295 nt
Organism: Betta splendens (Siamese fighting fish)
Lineage: Eukaryota; Metazoa; Chordata; Actinopteri; Anabantiformes; Osphronemidae
Product: post-GPI attachment to proteins factor 2-like
Exons: 6
Coding region: 210-974 (254 amino acids)
Biological process (GO): GPI anchor biosynthetic process
Cellular component (GO): endoplasmic reticulum membrane; Golgi membrane
Source: RefSeq, a predicted model, not a curated record